AUGUUUUGGCUUGGAUUGACCAAGAGCCGUACAGCAUCCAUGGAGACCCUCAGGAUGGGAUUUGGUUCCCUACAGAUUGAGAACAGCACUUUGCUUGUGCUUGGAGACCAUGUAGAAGUCCAGAUGCGACUUGUGGAGGGGUUGCGGCACCUCGUGCGUCGAGAGAGUGCGGAGCACAUGUGCGAGUACAUUUCAGGAAUGCUUUCACUGAUACGUGUUGUCGCCACUGUCACAGCUGCAGACCCCAGAGAAGCUGCAGCGAUUGAGAGCAAGAAGUUCAGCUUCAAUGGGUUUCUGUCCCUCAUCUGCCGCUGCACAACAUCGUGGGUGCUUCACCGGGUGUUGCUUCUCGCCUGGUGCUUCAUCAAGCUUUAUUCACCGUUUCUCCAAGCAGUGAAACGAGUGCUGCAGUUUUGCCACCUGUUCGAGCUCCAGGAUGCUCCAGGUAGGAUUUAA
Messenger RNA from Symbiodinium natans, 456 nucleotides. NCBI's taxonomy places the organism in Eukaryota, Dinophyceae, Suessiales, Symbiodiniaceae. The record is from the annotation of a GenBank genome assembly.